AUGAGCUCAACCUUGGACGCCGCAAACCCCAAAGCCCAAAACGACCCAGCAGCCGUCGAGUCCGAGAAGGCCAUGCUCACCCAGUUCACAAAGCCCAACACAGUCUACAUGGUCGAACCCCUGGGCACCAACAAGGGCAUCUGUCGUAUCGAACCUAACGGCCAGAAAUCCUGUGUCAAGUUCCAAGCCCUUGAGGCCAAGCAGAUGUUUACCUUCAUGCAGGAGCAAGGCUUCUUUUGUACCAUGAGUAUCGAUCCUAAGGAGACUGCACUUGAGUGCAAACGCGUGUAG
Linnemannia hyalina is the source of this 291-nucleotide messenger RNA. Lineage: Eukaryota; Fungi; Mortierellomycota; Mortierellomycetes; Mortierellales; Mortierellaceae. The record is from the annotation of a GenBank genome assembly.